CGUGACUAUUCUACCAAACUCAUCCGAAGUGCAAUAUUGUUGUGUGAUUUUACUUUAUUCACGUGCUUUAGAUAGAUGACAACACAAAUUACUAUCAAGAUAGAUAAACAGAAGCUAAAUUUUAUUUACAAUUUAAGUAUCCAAAUAUUGUAUGCUUUGUCAUUACAUAAUUCAACCGACUAGAUCUACAACAACCUAUUCUCGGGAACCAGGUUCUGUAACCAACAUCCUACAGACACUUGGCUGGCCAACACUAGCAACACGCAGGCAAGGAGCCAGGCUUAUACUCCUAUAUAAGAUCCUGCAUGGAGAAGCAUCGGUCAUUAUCCCAGAUUACAUCAGGAGACCAACUGUAACAACCAGACAAUACCACAGGCACAGAGACAGGUUUUCCAGAGUUAGCACUUCAACGGAUGCCUAUAAAUACAGUUUCAUCCCCAGAACAAUUUUUUGACUGGAACCAAUUACCUGAAAGUGCCAUCCAAGCCCCCACAACAGACGCCUUCCGGGUCUGUGUGUGGCAGUUCCUGGUGUAACUAUUGAUACCUGAUUUUAACCCUGUACAGUUGUUGCAAACUCACAUAAUUUUAUUUGAUUUUGUUCCUGUAAAUACACAAGCUUUUGUUUAUUUUUAACUUGGCGUAUACUGGUUGACACACCCGCACAGUAUAUCUGUGUUAUGGAAAUUUCAACUGCAGAUUAACCACAAAAUAUAGAAGAAGAAGUACAAUGAACACUAGACAACAGGAAUGACAGGAUAUAUCUUCUGGGGGAUGGAUGGUAACUGAAUCAAUACAAAUAGCCUCAUUGAAUUGGAAAAAGCUGCAAAUGAUAUCAGUAACAAAAGAUUGUUAGUGUGCAGUGUGCAGACAGUGGUUAAACAGAAGUUAACAUUCUAUCAGUUUUGGGAUUUUACAAUCAGCUAGAGGAAAUAAUAGGAGAAAAAGGGACCUGUGUGGUAAAAACUUCCUAAAAGUCGUCCUUUAUGUGUUCAACUUUUUCUUUUGGCUGACAGCCCGAUUAGCUUUCCUAGCAUUAGGGUUAUAUAUCAAGUUCCAGAAGCAUACCUAUAUCAAUCUGCUAGGGAACAGUACUUUCCCUUUGGCAACAUACUUGCUACUAGGAACAGGAGCCUUUAUUAUCUUGUCAGGAAUCAUUACUUGUACUGGGACAUGUAUAGAAAAUAGAUGUUUUAUGGUUAUGAAAUGGCAGACAAAAGAGAUCUGUUUCCAGAGAUAGAACCUUAUGACACAGGGAUGUUAAAGGUAUCAGACUUACAUUCCAUCUAUUAUGAAGAGAGUGGUAACAAGAAUGGAAACCCAGUCGUUUUUAUUCAUGGUGGUCCUGGUGGAGGAACAAGUCCUAGAGACAGACGAUUUUUUGAUCCAGAAGCUUACAGAAUAAUCCUGUUUGAUCAGAGAGGAGCAGGAAAGUCUCUUCCAGCAUAUGAACUUAGGGAAAAUACAACAUGGGAUUUAGUGGAUGACAUUGAAAAACUAAGACAACAUCUAAAGAUAGAUAAAUGGGUUGUGUUUGGAGGAAGUUGGGGAUCCACAUUAGGACUAGCAUACUCAGAGACACAUCCUGAUAAAGUGAAAGCCAUUAUAUUAAGAGGGAUUUUUACUUGUCGCAGGAGAGAACUUUUAUGGUUCUACCAGGAUGGAUGCAGUUUAAUUUAUCCGGACAAAUUUGAAGCCUACAGAGACCAUAUUCCUGAGGUUGAACAAGGAGAUUUGAUAAGUGCCUAUUAUAGACGUCUAACAGGUGAAGACGAAAAAGCAAGACUUUCUGCUGCACAAGCAUGGAGUACUUGGGAAAUGGCCACAUCAAGAAUGUUUAUUGAUGAAGAAUUACUGAAGAAAGCAGAAAAAGACACCUGGUGUCUACAGUUUGCCAGAAUUGAAUGCCAUUAUUUUGUUAAUGGUAUUUUCAUGAAGUCUGAGUCACAGUUAUUAGACAAUGCAGAUAAAUUAAGCAACAUUCCUGUGACAAUAAUUCAAGGUCGUUAUGAUAUGGUUUGUCCUGCAGAAACAGCAUGGCUACUGCACAAGAAAUUGCCAAAGGCUGACUUCCACAUAGUUCAGGAUGCUGGUCAUUCAACCAAGGAAGAAGGAAUCCAGUCACAGUUGAUUGAAGCUACACAAAAAUAUAAACAUUUAUAAUUAUAUUGGUGUUUUUAACUUUUAAGGAUAUGAGGCAUAUUGACCCUCCUUAACAAUGCUUAUAUAAGCCAUUGAACAGAAAAAUAUUUAUAUAAGUUAUAGUUGAAUGAUUUUUAAUCAGAUAAACCAGUGAUUGAGAUGAAUUUGACUGGAAAUUUGAUCCAUUAUGUAUCUAGUCUUCACAUAAAUAAACAAAACCAAAGUUUCUCUGAUGUUUAAAUUUGCUACAGGACAAUCAGAUCAGUAAAGAACUACUUAUUGAUGGACAAAAGUAACUGGACUUAACCAAUAGUGGAUCAACAUUUGGAAAUCGGAUAAGCAUAAACUUUGUGUACAGAGAACUUAAUUAUUUUUCUAUGAUUAUAAUUAAUUGAUUACAAAAUGUUUUCUAUGAUUAUAAGUAAUUGAUUACAAAAUGUUUAAGUAUGAAUCAAUUGUGCCUUACAUUCCAAUAAAUCAAUACAGCCUUA
Molecule: messenger RNA, 2632 nt
Organism: Mytilus californianus (California mussel)
Lineage: Eukaryota; Metazoa; Mollusca; Bivalvia; Mytilida; Mytilidae
Product: probable proline iminopeptidase
Exons: 10
Coding region: 1188-2162 (324 amino acids)
Biological process (GO): proteolysis
Cellular component (GO): cytoplasm
Molecular function (GO): aminopeptidase activity
Source: RefSeq, a predicted model, not a curated record